Molecule: messenger RNA, 2110 nt
Organism: Podarcis muralis (Common wall lizard)
Lineage: Eukaryota; Metazoa; Chordata; Lepidosauria; Squamata; Lacertidae
Product: veficolin-1-like
Biological process (GO): complement activation, lectin pathway
Molecular function (GO): signaling receptor binding; antigen binding; carbohydrate derivative binding
Source: RefSeq, a predicted model, not a curated record
AAAUACGGCAAAUAAAGAGAUGGACAGAAGGAGGAGACACUUCUAUGAAUGCACUAUAGUAAGGAAACCAAGAUCAAGCCUCACGCCAAACAAGAUAGCGAUGGGAUUAUGGCUCCAAAGAACACAUUAUUCAGCACAAAUAAACAUUUCCUGAUCAGGGCAGAGUAGGGGGUGGGCAUUGUGCAAUCGAGGGAUUUCCAGCCAUUGCUCUAGAAAUGUACAAUCUUAAAUAUCACGAACUAUGCUCUUGUGAAAGCAAGUAUUGCACAAUAGUGGGGUUCGGCAAAGCCCUUUCCCAAGGCAAGAAUUUCCUCAUUCCUGUUUACAUGACUGUUUGGGAUUGCCAUAUAUAUAAGCCCCUCCACCGCCACUUGCCUCUGUUUCACCCAGAGGAGCGGCCAAGAAAGUUCUGCAAGGAAAGAUGACAGCCUUGACUGGUUUCCGCCUGGCUCUGACACUCUUGGUGGUUGUGUCUGUGGAGGAGAGAGGAAGCUUUGGACAGGAGGCAGAAACCAGCUGCUGUGAACAGCUGAAGGGCCUAUCACAUUGUGGACCAGGUGGGAUCUUUUUCCAGGGCCAGCCAGGGAUACCAGGACUACCAGGUGUGCCCGGAACAAGCGGAUCACUUGGGCCUAAGGGUGACCCAGGCCCUCAGGGUCCUCCAGGUGAGAAAGGUGUUGCUGGGAUGCCUGGGAAAGCUGGACCCAAGGGAGACAAAGGAGACAAAGGAGAAGACUGCAGUUUGGACACUCCUGCUGGUUGUAAGCCGCAAGAGGCUGGAGCCAAAGACUGCAAAGAACUUCUGGAACGUGGAGAGACCCUGAGUGGCUGGUACACCAUCUAUCCUGCCACAGGGAAAGCAAUGGUGGUCUUCUGUGACAUGGAGACGGACGGAGGAGGCUGGCUGGUCUUCCAGAGGCGACAGGAUGGGUCGGAGGAUUUCUACCGUAACUGGGAGUCCUACAAGAAAGGGUUUGGGAGCCACGCGUCAGAGUUCUGGUUGGGCAAUGAUAAAAUCCAUCUUCUUACAAGCUCUGGAUUACAACAAUUGCGAAUUGACGUGAAGGACUUCAAUGACACUAGAACUUAUGCUACAUAUACCAGCUUCAAAGUCUUGAGUGAGAGGGACAACUACACACUGGAAGUGGGCUCCUAUUUAGAUGGCAACAUGGGAGAUUCUUUCUCAGGACACGGGGGCAUGGCCUUCUCCACCCGAGACAAGGACAACGAUACCAACGAAAAAGGCAGCUGUGCUGUGGCUUACAAGGGGGGCUGGUGGUACAGUGUCUGCCACUCUUCCAACCUGAAUGGCCUGUACCUCAAAGGCGAACAUUCUUCUUAUGCUAACGGCAUCAACUGGUCUGCUGGGCGGGGGCAUCAUUAUUCUUACAAAUAUGCAGACAUGAAAUUUAGACCUCAAUAGGUGAAGUGUCCACCUGUUCAGGAACUUGCUUCUGCAUUCCAUGCCUGGCAGGGCAAUCUCUGAAUGCGGAAUCAUCUGCUUUUAAAAUACAACACACACAGAGGCCCUCCUUGGAGCACACGGCACUGCAGUGGCCUGAACAGGAAGAGGCCAGUCUGAUGAAGCACCUGGUUGUCACUUGCAUAAGGCUGCCUUUCAUUCCCCUUGUAUGAAUGGUAGAAAGGAUCCCACAGUGAACAUUUCGAAUGGACAAAUUGUGGCUGGCUGCUUGCUUUGAAACACCCACAUAAAGCAACAGCCUUAUGCUGAACUGCAGCGCUGGUGGGUGUUGAACACCACACAAGAAGUUUACAUGCCGGUUCAAAUGCUUUUUAAAAAUGAUGUAAAAUGUUCUCAUUAUUUUUAUAAAUUCCUAGUCUAUGGCAUGAAGAUGAACAGAGUUCCCAUGUUUUGUUUCGUUAUUGUCGCUUGGGUGCUUUAUCAAUGCACAUUGGUAAAGCAACACAUCACAAAAUGAUGCAUUUUCAUAUGUACAGUCAUAUCAAUAAUGGUUUUAUACAGAGUUUUGUCGGUGCACAUUGAUAAAUGGAGUGGGGUUGGGGAGAUACGAAGGAACCAAAAGUUGUAGCAAACAGCACAUUUGCAAAUAAAAAACUAGAACAAUGCAGAGUUCCUAAUUGAUCAGUU